Messenger RNA from Orycteropus afer afer, 2088 nucleotides. NCBI's taxonomy places the organism in Eukaryota, Metazoa, Chordata, Mammalia, Tubulidentata, Orycteropodidae. The record is from RefSeq and is a predicted model, not a curated record.
AUGUUCUCCCUCCAAAGUUGUGGCCGCCGGGUCGCAGGUUCCUUCACCAAACAGCACUUGGUGUUGGCGCCGUUCAGGGGUGAGAGCGGGGCGUCCAGGUCUUCGCAUUUUGAUGUUGUAGUUGUCGGCGGAGGACAUGCCGGGACAGAAGCAGCCGCCGCCGCCGCUCGGUGCGGCUCCCGGACUCUGCUACUCACGCACCGCGUGGACACGAUCGGUCAGAUGUCUUGUAAUCCUUCGUUUGGAGGCAUUGGAAAGGGACAUUUAAUGAGGGAAGUAGAUGCCUUGGAUGGCCUGUGUUCUCGCAUCUGUGACCAGUCUGGUGUACAUUACAAAGUAUUAAACCGGCGUAAGGGACCAGCUGUGUGGGGUCUAAGAGCUCAAAUUGACAGGAAACUCUAUAAACAGAACAUGCAGAAGGAAAUCCUCAAUACGCCACUGCUUACUGUCCAGGAAGGAGCUGUAGAAGAUAUUAUUCUUAAAGAACCAGAGCCUGAAUACACAGGGAAAUGUCGUGUUAGUGGCGUAGUUUUGGUGGAUGGAAGCACAGUAUAUGCAGAGAGUGUGAUUCUGACUACUGGCACGUUUUUGAGAGGCAUGGUCGUAAUUGGAUUGGAGAUGACUCCGGCAGGACGUUUAGGGGAUCAGCCUUCAAUAGGGUUGGCUCAAACUUUGGAGAAGUUGGGGUUUGUGGUGGGGAGAUUGAAGACUGGUACUCCACCCCGAAUUGCCAAAGGUUCCAUUAAUUUCAGCAUUCUAAACAAGCAGAUGCCAGAUGAUCCAUCUAUACCAUUCAGCUUUAUCAACGAGACAGUGUGGAUUAAGCCAGAAGAUCAGCUGCCAUGUUACUUGACUCACACCAACUCUAAAGUGGAUGACAUUGUCCUCAAGAACCUUCACCUUAAUAGUCAUAUUAAGGAAACUACAAGGGGGCCUCGAUACUGCCCCUCCAUUGAAUCAAAGGUUUUGCGUUUUCCAAACCGUGUGCAUCAGGUGUGGUUGGAGCCUGAAGGAAUGGAUUCUGACCUUAUCUACCCCCAAGGUUUAUCUGUAACACUACCAGCAGAGUUACAGGAGAAAAUGCUCACAUGCAUCAGAGGCUUGGAGAAAGCUAGGAUGAUUCAGCCAGGUAAAGAGGGUCAUAGCUUCUUUUGGUGUACACUCAGCAUCAUUUUAGCAGGCUAUGGCGUUCAGUAUGAUUACUUUGACCCCCGUCAGAUCACUCCUUCUCUCGAGACUCAUUUAGUUCAACGGCUCUUCUUUGCUGGACAGAUAAAUGGCACCACUGGUUAUGAGGAGGCUGCAGCUCAAGGUGUGGUAGCUGGAAUCAACGCCAGUCUUCGGGUCAGUCACAAGCCUCCUUUUGUCAUUAGCCGAACAGAAGGCUACAUAGGCGUUUUGAUUGAUGACCUCACUACAUUGGGCACCAACGAACCAUACCGCAUGUUUACUAGCCGAGUGGAGUUCCGUUUGUCACUGCGCCCUGAUAAUGCUGACAGCAGGCUCACAUUCCGAGGGUAUAAGGAAGCUGGCUGUGUGUCCCAACAGCGAUACGAAAGGGCUUCUUGGAUGAAGUCUUCUUUAGAAGAAGGCAUUUCUGUGCUGAAAUCUGUUGAGUUUUCAAGUGCUAAAUGGAAAAAGUUAAUCCCAGAGGCUUCUAUAAGUAUUAGUAAAAGUCUCUCUCUCAGUGCUCUAGAUGUUUUGAAAUAUGAAGACGUUGACAUGGAGUUAUUAGCCAAGGCUGUUCCAGAGCCCUUGAAGAAGUACACUGAAGAUAGAGAGCUGGCUGAAAGACUGAAAAUAGAAGCCACUUAUGAAUCAGCAUUGUUCCAUCAGCAACAAGAAAUAGAGGAAGUUCAGCGAGAGGAAGCCCUCCAGCUGCCAAAAGACUUAGAUUAUUUGACUCUCAGGGAUAUUUCUUUGUCACAUGAAGCUCGAGAGAAAUUACAUUUCAGUCGCCCACAGACGAUUGGGGCUGCUAGUCGUAUACCUGGAGUAACACCUGCUGCCAUCAUCAAUCUGCUCAGAUUUGUGAAGACCACUCAUCAGAGAAAAGCAGCUAGGGAUGAAUUGCCUAAAACUGGUUAA